Molecule: messenger RNA, 759 nt
Organism: Camellia sinensis
Lineage: Eukaryota; Viridiplantae; Streptophyta; Magnoliopsida; Ericales; Theaceae
Source: RefSeq, a predicted model, not a curated record
AUGGCAAGGCCGGCUGAUGCAACACCUGUAAUUCUUCCAACCCACAUCUCCAAAACUUUUCUCUUCGAUCCAAACCUUCUUGAAUCCAAACUGACUGGCAAGUCAAGACUGUUGAUUCUUUGUUCUCCAUCUAACCCAACCGGAUUUGUUUGCCCGAGGAAACUGCUUGAAGAAAUUGCUCAAAUUGUGGCGAGGCAUCCUCGGCUUCUGGUGCUGUCUGAUGAAGUAUAUGAACACAUUAUUUAUGCACCAGCGACUCAUACAAGCUUUGCAUCUUUGCCAGGCAUGUGGGAGAGGACUUUGACUGUCAAUGGGUUUUCUAAGACCUUUGCAAUGACUGGUUGGAGACUUGGAUACCUAGCUGGUCCGAAACACUAUGUUGCGGCAUGUGGAAAGAUUCAAAGCCAGUCAUUAGUUGGGCCUUGGUUAAUCAUGGAUCAAAAUGAUUUGGACGUGAUGGGAGGACUCCCCUACAUCACAGAAGAUGCGGAAGAAAUGGUAUGUGAAACUCCGGAAACUGCUUGUGAAUCCGACGGGUUUCCAAAAGAUGUUUCGGUUGCCUCUCUGACUCGUGAUGAUGAAGCUGUGAUGACUUUUGCGGGUGAAGCUUCUGUAAAAGGGGCAGCUAAGAAUGCUAGUUAGUCUCUCUUUCAAGUUUAACCUUCUCUUUUGUUUCAUUUGUUCUGGACCUUUCUGUUUUCCUUGUUUGCCAGUGGUGUGAACUGCGUCCGUUGCUGCAAUUGCCUGGGGAUCGCCUCU